AUGACCUUAUCAAUAGGACAUCAUAGCACAGUUAAGGUUCUGCGCAAUCUUAGUGACAAGCAGAAGACGUUACAGCAUUUUCCAGGUGUGAUCAUACUGUCUCUCUCCACAUUGAGUUUGAUCAUGAAGAGUAAGAAUAAAGAUGAGACUAGCGAUACAGACAGUGGCAUCAUAAUCCAGUCCGGUCCUGAUAGCCCCAUAGCUGCAAUGAAGGAUUUGACGCAAGCCAUGAGGAAGCAGCAAAAGGCCCUUGAGGAACGCCUGGAAGCCUGUUUACAGGAACUACGGAGAUUGUGUUUGCGUGAAGCAGAAUUGACAGGAAUGCUUUCUUCAGAGUAUCCUCUGAAACCAGGAGAGAAACCCCCGAAGGUCCGCCGUCGAAUAGGUGCUGCUUUCAAACUGGACCAAAAGGCUAUUCUUUCAGGAGCAGAUCCACUGAGCACAUUAGAGAGAGAUCUGGCUUUGCAGCUACAGAUUGCUGAAGCUGCUCGGUGUCUUUCUAAAGAAGAAAAUCUUGCCAAGCAGGUUCGAAAAAGGCGGAAAAGUGCUGUUUUGAAAGAGGAAAAGAAACUGAAGGAGUUGGAGCAAGCGCUUAGUGACUACCACCUGGCAUCCAAACAGCCGUCCCAGCUAAAGACCAUUGCUCCAGCCUUAGAAGGGUCCAGUGCCUCUGAUGAACGUUCCUUGUUGGAUGCAACUGUGAGAGGAGAAGAAGUCCCUGUGGUGAAUCCUCACCUUCCAACAAAAAUUACACCUUGGAUACAAAUCCAGUCUCACCACAGUCCUUCAUCGCAACUUUCCCCCCUUGGCUUUCUAGAAGAUUCAACUCCUUAUCCAGCUGCUGAAGUGGAGUCUUCUCCCAUCCAGAAUAGCCCUUGGAAAGAAACUAGUUUGGACAAGCCCUAUGAGAAGGCCAAGAAGUCGAUGGGGUCCAACAGCACACUGAGCAAAAGCAGCAUAAAGCCCCCACUGGCACCCAGCCCUUCCAUUCAGAGAGCAGUUGAGACACAUCUGGGUCACUUAGAUCCUCCUAGGAAGCUGGAAGUAAGAAGGCAGGCUGGUUCCAGUGCCCCUCCAACCCCAGAACUCCCGGGAAGGAGAGGACGGUCUCAGCUGAUAAGGGUAUGUUCCACGCGGGAAGGUUUGGAGUCCCGUGGAAGAAGUGCAUUACCCAGGCGACGCCCCACCUACUACACCGUGACUGUCCCUGAAUUCUGUUUCUCUGCAUCCAACCCCAACCCUGCUCCGAAGGCCAAUUUUCACUCUGCUUCAGAAGAUAGCAGUUCCGAUGUCUCCAGCAUCUCUUACACAACCUCUGCUGGCAGCAGCAGCCCAGACAUUUCCUUUAUGAAGCCGGCAUCUGUAGUGUCUAAAGAGGAGCCCGCACAGCUCUUCCAUAACCAAGUCUCCAAGAGACAAGAAGCAGAAUACCACCGUCUGUGUCCUCAGAACCUGCGUUCAGGGCCAGGUUUUUUCCCUGCCACAGAACAUGUGCCCAGUAGCCACCUGACUGCUGGGAGGGAGCUCUGCCAUGGUCGGCCAUCUUUUAUCUCUGGCAACUCAGCUCACUUUGCCUACAAGGAAGAAGGGGUGCCAGUUAGAUUCCACAGGUCAGUUGUAUCCCACAGCAGGGUAGUUCGUACGCCAUCCCUGAAGGACUUUGUCCCAGUGGGUCCACGCAUUCUCUCCAAGGCGGCAGUGACGGAAGAGUUAAAAUCCUGGCACGAACGAACCCGGCUGCGCAAUGCGCGUCCACAUUCGCUGGAUAGGCAAGGAGCUUUCCGCGUGCGCAGUAUGCCAGGCAGAGAAUUGCAUUCUCCGUGUUCCUUGGGGCAUCAAAUUCAGGUACCUCGUGUCCACAUCCUCAAACGCUCUCCUGAAGGAGCCCCUGUGCAGGUCUACGUCCCGGAAAAUGGAGAAAUCAUUACUCAGGUUUAGAGGCUGCUAGAUCCUGGAAGCAUGAGCAGGAUGAUUACCUCUUAGGCCCUUGUCUGGGAGGGGAAGAGGAGGCCUUCAUUCAAGUCUUGACACAUUCUUGCCUCUUGUGCUCCUUCUGUUUGGAAGAGAAACUUUGGGACUUGUUCUGCAAGCUACGUGAGACCAU
This is a messenger RNA of Thamnophis elegans (Western terrestrial garter snake), 2104 nucleotides long. Its product is annotated as innate immunity activator protein-like. Lineage: Eukaryota; Metazoa; Chordata; Lepidosauria; Squamata; Natricidae. The record is from RefSeq and is a predicted model, not a curated record. Gene Ontology annotation, biological process: positive regulation of protein ubiquitination; adherens junction maintenance.